This is a messenger RNA of Acanthamoeba castellanii str. Neff, 1020 nucleotides long. RefSeq lists its product as uncharacterized. The transcript has 8 exons. Gene Ontology annotation, cellular component: membrane. The coding region runs from base 1 to 1020 and encodes 339 amino acids. The record is from RefSeq and is a predicted model, not a curated record. Lineage: Eukaryota; Discosea; Longamoebia; Acanthamoebidae.
AUGGGUCCAUUCUCGCCCGAAGUGAUCACCGACCAACGCGCUCUCGACCGCUACCUAGCGCGCUCCCCUUCUGCUGCCACCGGUGAGGAGCACACGACCGAAGGCGGAUACCUGACGAGCCCACUGGGCGGCGUUGGACCCGGCGCUGAGGUUCGCGCCUAUCGCGUGUCGCCCCGCAGUUCUCCGGCCAAGGGACGUACCGGCGACGAGUUUGGCUACUUCAACACUCAGGCCGCGCAGGAGUUGGUGGAGCGACUGGGAGUCGAAGGGUCGAUGGAGGAGUGGACGGAGAGGACGCGCCAGUGGCUGGUGGAGCAGAUUGUGUGGCCCCUCGUGCGCGACAUCCAGGAGGUGACCAAGGCCGGGCUGCCCCUCACCAAGCCCCUCACGCAAGCGGUGUCCACGCAAGCCGCCGCCGCGAGCUCCGCGCCCACGAGCAUGUGGUACUCGUUCCAGAGUGCUCCCCAGCCCACCACCACGAGCUUCUCCCAGAAUCCGGUGGUGCAAAAGAGGCAGAUGCUGGAGAAGUACAUGGACGUGCACGGUUCCCCGUCCCGCGAAUACAUCGUGCAGAGGGUGAAAGAGCUCGCCGAGGGAGGGUGUAUGGCUGCCUUCCGGUGGAAUGGCGGAGGCAGCUGGCAGGGCAAGCCCUGGACCACGGAACUCCCCACCGACUCGCAGAUCUUGAUCCACCUGUUCUGCGCUCACAUGGACGGUCUGUUGCCGGCUGAUCCGCGCGCGGAUAAGAACAAGCCCUUCUCCUCCCUCUACUACGUCCUCGCCCCCAAGUCCCCCGACGCCGUGCCCACGGCAGCCAAGAUCUACCAGUCGCACGUGCACCCGCCUCACUUCAAGGUGCUGGAGCACCAGGAGGUGUGGGACACCUUCCAGGGGCGCAACAACCUCUUCCACGCCAUCUUCCUGUGGGUCUUUGCCGUGCAGACCAGGCUCGACGGCUUCAUCGGCCAGGUACACCUGAGCGAGACCGGCCUCGACCGAGUCAUCCGAACGAACGCGUGA